CUGGUAUCUCAGGGGACAAUUAUAAGGCACGCAACGCAAGUCACGGAUCCAAGGUACCACUAACCAUACUUACCUACUUACCUACCCAAGGACCUACCUUCCUUCCUUCCUUCUUCCUACCCGCCAGUUUAGCACUGAUUUCUUUGAGACCACCCAUCGCACAGUCUCGAGAAUCAAAAAUCAAAACUGGUCCCAUUCGUUUCCCCCAUUUCCCAUUCGCUUUAACCGCGAUUCACCUCUUUCCCUCUUUCCCAUUCAUUCCCAUCCAUUCAUAUUCCUCCACCCUCCGCCCUCUACCUUCACUUUCAAUUAGUAGUGAUUUUCAAUCUCUAUUUAAUCCAAUUCCGCCGCCCUCCUUCCAACUUCACUCACUCACCCAUGCUCCCUGGAAAGUAAUUAACCAAGUAAAAGGCAAGACAUACUUGGUCUAUCCAAGGCAUUGGGAUUCACUACUUGAACACACUCUUUUCUUCUUUCCCUUUCAAUCGUUGUUGUCCCUGCCCAUCGGUCAAAUAACCACCUCUGGGCUUAUCCAUCAUGAGCCCAUCUUCCAAAAGUCAUCAAAAUCCUCAACACAAGGAGUAUUAUUUCCAGGACCAACGUCGUCGUUCGUCCGUUGCGAAUACUGACGAAAUCACUCGCGAGAACACGCGCGCCAAUACCCGUCCUAAUACUAGCACUCGUUCUCGCCUAGACUCUCACCCUCAACCCCACACUCGUGCCCCUCCACACUCCCAAACUUGCACACACUCUUGCGCCCACAACCACACAAGUGCUAGUGCCGGCGUAGCCAAUCCCAAACCCAAGCCCAGCAUUGUACCAGACGAGGAGGAUAUUUCAGUGCGCAAAUCUAUCGCGACUGAGUCUGCUGAAGAUCAAAACAAGAAGAGUGACAAGCCCACUCAGCCAACCUAUCAGCCCCCGUCCCCUGGUUUUCACCACACUGUUACCAACGUCCCCGGCCGAGGCUUAGUCUACAGUACCAAUUACACUGGUCACAGUGUAAACACGCCUUUUGGUCACACACAGCAACCAGGCCAGUAUCAAUUCCCAGGAAGUGUCCCGCCUACCGUUCUUCUGCCACCAGGUAUUUAUCAGCAACCUCACCAGACAAUUCCUCAAUCGGUUCCUGGCAUCCAGCAACAGAACCUAGCAAUGGCGUAUUCCACUGGUAGCAUGCCCAACAUGGGCCAGCACUUUCAGCCUCCCGUCCCGGAUACCACCAACGGUCCUAUCUCACACACUUAUCACCCUCGCUUCGACAGCCAGACGGCCGCUGGUCAGUACAUCAUCAUUGACGGCCAGGCCUACGUCGCCACCAGCCAGGCCCAGCCUCAGGAUGGAAAUGUCGGUGGCGCCUCGAUCGUCUAUGUUCCCGUCCAGACGGGCGCUCAAUUCCCGGGUCAACAGGUAUAUACCACCUUCAUCACUCAUGGUCUAUCGAACAGAGGAUUGGUUCUCCCAACCAUCCACUACUACAUCCAGCAAGAUAUUAGACUGACCCAACCUGUUUACUAUGCUGUAAAUGCAAGUACGCUCCAUACUCUGGCGAAGUGCCUAUGUUUGGAGUACUCGUUGUCAUGUCCAAGCGGAUAGACUCCUCGUCGCCCAUCUGAUUUUCUUUUUCCUUUACUUUCUUGUCUUGCUUUUUUGUCUUCUUUUUUUUAAUCUCUGCGCUCACUUACCUUUCCACACAAAAGCUAACAUGUCUCUCUUCCAGACUCUGAACACUACUGGCAAUGUGCCCAUUGUCAUCCACCAGGGCGGCCAGCAGCCAAUCUAUGUCCAGACCCCGGGCCAGCCUCAGCCUGGCAUUACUGUUGUCGGCCAGCAGCCCCAGGCUGCCGCCCAGCCUAGUGUAUUCCCGCCUCAAAUGGUAGCCAAUGCCACCAUGCCCGGCGCCUUCCCCAGCGGUGUCGCUCCCGACGUCAUGGGAAUUGGCAAGACUGGAACUGAAGUCCAGAUGGAGCAGUACUACACUGCCUUGAACAACGGCGCCCUUGAGGGCCAGGACAUCGCUCCUGCUGACCCCGAUCCUUCUCGCAUGUACUACGUCCGUGAGCUUGAUGGCGAGUGG
Molecule: messenger RNA, 2077 nt
Organism: Hypoxylon fragiforme
Lineage: Eukaryota; Fungi; Ascomycota; Sordariomycetes; Xylariales; Hypoxylaceae
Exons: 1
Coding region: 538-1596 (352 amino acids)
Source: RefSeq, a predicted model, not a curated record